AUGUCGUCCCAGCAGGUUCCUCAGCUCAACGUCGAUCGCUAUGUCGUGAUCCACGUUGCAACGACGUGUGAUGAACACGGUGUCUACGUGACCAAAGACUCUGCUGAGGUCAUUGAGCUCGGAUGGAUUCUUCUUGAUGCCAACUCGCUCGAGGAGGUCUGCCGUGUAGCAAGCCUUACGACUCUCACUUGGGAACACGUUCGAAACGCGGGUACCUUUAGAGACGCUAUCUCUCGAUUCGAUACGUUCGCGACGGAGUACCUGACUUCCAAGAACCUCGACUUCGUUUUUGUCACACUGGACGCCUGGGACCUCCGUGUCCAGCUUCCCCGAGAGGCCCGGGACAAGGCUGUCGUUCUUCCCCCUUAUCUGCAACACUCACGCACAUUCGAUCUUCGAACGGAAUAUCAGCGAUGGCAGCAGCACCACCCGGAGUCUCUGCCUUUUGGUCCCUCAAUGCUGUCCAACAUUUGCGCUGCUCUCGAGGUUGAACCCGUCCAGGCCAGCGCCCCGAUCAAGCACAACCUUCCGUUUCACUUGCAAGCUCUGGCUCCUGCUUCUCCCCGCCGUGCCAUGGAAGAGGCCAUUACUCUGGCCCGUGUUCUUCGUGGCUUGAUCCGAAAGUCACAGCCAUCUCAGGAUCAUCCAGAUGUCUUGACCAGACCUAUGGAUGCUAGAGCCGACGUCCGUGCGUUCCUCUCUGAGAGAAGCAAGGUCCUCCAUAUGUCUGGCCUUCCCCACGACACUACCCAGUCGGAGCUUGAGAGCUGGUUCACUCAGUUUGGCGGUCGACCCAUCGCAUUUUGGACCUUGCGUACUCCUGAGCAGCACAAACCUACCGGAACCGGCUUUGCAGUAUUCUCUUCUCACGAGGAGGCGGCUGAGAGCCUUUGUAUGAAUGGGCGUGCCUUGAAUGAAAAGGCUAUUGAGGUUUCUCCCUCCUCCAGCCGCGUGCUUGACCGCGCCCAGGAUAUUCUCACUCCGUUCCCCCCUAGCAAGAACCGCCCGCGACCUGGCGAUUGGACAUGCCCUUCGUGCGGUUUCUCAAACUUCCAGCGCCGAACUGCUUGUUUCAGAUGCUCAUUCCCUGCUGCUGGAAGUGGUCCAGGUGGUGCCGACGCAGCUGGCGGUUAUGGAUAUGGCGGCGGCUACGGACCUCCUGCCAUGAUGCCGCCUCCACCUCACGGAGGCCAUCAUGGUCCCAUGGGCCACGGUGGUCGUAUGGGCGGUGGUGGUGUCGUCCCUUUUCGUGCUGGUGACUGGAAGUGUGGCAACGAAGUCUGUGGGUAUCACAACUUCGCCAAAAACGUUUGCUGCCUCCGCUGCGGCGCCAGUCGAGCUGGCGCUGCUGUAGUUGCAGAUUCCGGUUAUCCUUCCCCGAUGGACAACUCCUCUCAGUACAGCAUGGCCCAGGGAUCCAUGGCUGGCACUCCUGGCCCCGGUCCCUUCAACUCGAGUAACUCCUUUGGUUCAGGUGCCGGCUACAAUCAACAUUUUGGAGGCCCUCCAAGCCACUUCCUCCCCGCUGGGAUUGGCGGCGGUGCCGGUGGAUAUCCUAGCUCUAUGAACAACCAGACCUUUGCCUCGACUCCCGGGUCACACUCUGCUGGUCCCUUCGAUAGCCGAGCUGCCGAGGCUGCCUUCCAGUCUGCCUCCAACGGGCCUGUGUCUGCCGGUUCUGGACCUUCGAAUCACUUCUACACCAACAACGGCGGCGGAGAAAACGAUCCCUUCGCAUUUCUUUCUGCAGGAAUUGGCGGACUUUCUGUUAGUGGCAAUGACGCUCGACAAAACGGUGGUGGUGCCCCCCCAAGCAAGUCUCCUGCUUAA
Molecule: messenger RNA, 1830 nt
Organism: Metarhizium album ARSEF 1941
Lineage: Eukaryota; Fungi; Ascomycota; Sordariomycetes; Hypocreales; Clavicipitaceae
Product: Zinc finger, RanBP2-type
Exons: 3
Coding region: 1-1830 (609 amino acids)
Molecular function (GO): RNA binding
Source: RefSeq, a predicted model, not a curated record